AUGCUAGUUGGUGGAACCGACGGAAGUGGGAAGGCCUUCAUCUUGCAUUAUCCAGCAGAUACAUCAAGUGUGGGCGAUUCAGAGCAUGUGGGAAAGGCUACUGUGUGUAGAGCCGUUCGUACAGUGUGUCUGGCACUUAAACAGUUGUUACCCACGUUUGUACAGUUCCCUGGCCAUAAACCUCUGCUUGUUAUUAAAGACGAAUUCCACAGAGUGGCAGGGUUUCCAAAUGUAAUUGGGUGCAUUGAUGGCACUCACAUUCCUAUUAAAGCUCCAUCAAUAAAUGAGGGAGACUAUGUUAAUAGGAAAUCUAUUCAUAGUAUCAAUGUGCAGGUAAUAUGUGAGGCAACCCAAAUCAUCACCAAUGUCGAGGCAAAAUGGCCAGGAUCUGUGCAUGAUGCCAGAAUUUUCUGCGAGUCAUCAUUAUGCCAGACAUUUCAGCAGGGACAGUACAAUGGUUACUUGCUGGGGGACAGAGGAUACCCUUGUCUGCCCUAUUUAAUGACACCCUACCCUGAACCUGACCCUGGACCACAGACACGGUUUAACCUGGCUCACAGCCGAACACGGGCCAAGGUGGAGAUGACUAUAGGGAUCCUCAAAUCUCGGUUUCAGUGUCUGCGUGGGCUCCGGGUUAGUCCAGAGAGGGCAUGCGACAUUAUUGUGGCUUGUGUUGUGCUUCACAAUAUUGCCACUAUAAGAGGAGAGAGCCACCCUCCUUGUAUUGAGGAAGAUGGCCCAGAGGAACACCGACAGAUUUUAGAGGCCAACAGAGACGGAAGACUUUUGAGAGACAGGAUUUGUCAAAAUUACUUUUAUUUGUUUUUUUUGCACUGGUCUGCCAGGCAGUUUAUUUCUUAA
Molecule: messenger RNA, 861 nt
Organism: Carassius carassius (crucian carp)
Lineage: Eukaryota; Metazoa; Chordata; Actinopteri; Cypriniformes; Cyprinidae
Product: putative nuclease HARBI1
Exons: 5
Coding region: 1-861 (286 amino acids)
Source: RefSeq, a predicted model, not a curated record